GAAGAAAAAAAAGAAAGAGAGGCCGACGUUUUGUGGCGUUGUUUACAGGGGAUGUAGAGAGGGACAGAGGCACCGCUCUCCCCGACGGACCGCGCCGUGUCUGCUCUGCACUGCCCAGCCCGCUGCACCGCGGAGCGGCCUGCGAGGCACACAAGAUGUCGACCAGAACGCCAUUGCCCACGGUGAACGAGCGCGACACCGAGAACCACUCAUCGGUGGACGGCUUUGUUGAACCCCCAGUCCCCCCGACAAAGUCUGCGAGUCGCCACAGCCUGCCGCGAUGUCGCAACUCUUUCACCUCCACAGAGGAACAUCCCCAUAUUGGCAAUUACCGCCUUCUCAAGACCAUUGGGAAGGGGAAUUUCGCCAAGGUAAAGCUGGCACGACAUGUCCUGACUGGACGAGAGGUGGCGGUGAAGAUUAUAGACAAAACCCAGCUGAAUCCCACCAGUCUACAGAAGCUCUUCAGGGAAGUCCGAAUAAUGAAGAUACUGAAUCAUCCAAAUAUAGUGAAAUUGUUUGAGGUGAUUGAGACAGAGAAGACACUUUAUUUGGUGAUGGAGUAUGCCAGUGGUGGAGAGGUAUUUGACUAUCUAGUGGCUCAUGGCAGAAUGAAGGAGAAGGAGGCCAGGGCCAAGUUCAGACAGAUUGUGUCUGCAGUGCAGUAUUGCCACCAGAGGAGGAUAGUACACAGGGAUUUAAAGGCAGAGAACCUGUUGCUAGACGCAGACAUGAACAUCAAGAUAGCUGACUUUGGCUUUAGCAACGAGUUCACUGUGGGCAGUAAGCUAGACACUUUCUGUGGCUCCCCGCCGUACGCUGCUCCAGAGCUCUUCCAGGGAAAGAAGUACGAUGGACCAGAAGUUGAUGUCUGGAGCCUCGGGGUCAUCCUCUACACACUGGUCAGCGGAUCACUGCCCUUCGACGGACAGAACCUAAAGGAGCUGAGGGAGAGGGUCCUGCGGGGAAAGUACCGCAUUCCUUUCUACAUGUCCACAGACUGUGAAAACCUGCUGAAGAAACUACUCGUGCUCAACCCUGUCAAACGAGGCAGUUUGGAGCAAAUCAUGAAAGACCAUUGGAUGAAUGUGGGUCAUGAGGAGGAGGAGCUAAAACCUUACAUCGAGCCUGAGGCGGACUUCAGUGAUUCCUCCAGAAUAGAGCUCAUGGUGACGAUGGGUUUCCCCAAAGAUGAGAUCACGGAGUCUCUACAUGGCCAGAAAUACGAUGAUGUCAUGGCCACCUACCUGCUGUUGGGCAGAAAAGCUCCAGAGUUUGAGGGGAGCGAGCCUCUGACUAACAGCAUCCUGGCUCAGCGACAGCGGCCGACCAGUGACAUCAACAACAGUUCCAGCAUUUCUCCCGCCCAUCCCAAGGUCACACGCAGCAUCUCGGCCAAUCAGAAGCAGCGCCGCUACAGUGAUCAUGUGGGUCCGUCUGUGCCCCCGGCAGUAUCGUAUACAAAGCGCGGCCAGGCCCUGAGUGUGGAAAGUGACCACAGGGAGGAGUGGGACGGAGCACGCCGGCUGGAGCUCAACACUUCGAAAGGAGAUGUUCCUGCUUCACCACUGGGGGUGCAGGAGAGGAAGAAAACUACAAGUGCUGUGGGGACCAAUGGCUCAAUGACUCGCAGGAACACAUAUGUGUGUGAACGAUCCUCCACUGACCGCUAUUCAGCUAUUCCCAAUGGCAAAGACAGCAGUUUGACUGAGGUGUCAGGUAGCACCCCAUCGACUGCAAUGAGCUCUACACGACCUCGACACACCAAGUCCAUGUCCUCGUCAGGGCAUCCUUCAAAGAGCACACUGCCCCCCAUCGACGACAACACAGAGCUUAAAGCCAGCUCUUCUCCGCGGGGCCCCUCCACCUCUCCGUCUGCACACAGUAUUAGCACCCCAGAGAAGAACCGUUUCCCUCGUGGUACCACCAGUCGCAGCACCUUCCACGGGGCUCAGCUCAGAGACCGGCGCAGCGCCACCUACAAUGGCCCCCCGGCUUCACCCACACUGUCCCAUGAUACGGGGGCUCUAGCUCAGCAACGCAGGGGCACCUCCACUGGGAUCAUCAGCAAGAUCACCUCCAAGUUUGUCCGCAGAGCUCUGUCUUUCAGGUCAACCCGGAGGGUGCCUAGUGAGGGAGAGGCCAGUGCCAGGACGGAAACACCCAGGAGUGUGUCUGGUGAUACUAAAGAGGACGGUGGUCGGGACUCCAAGCCUCGCUCGCUGCGUUUCACCUGGAGCAUGAAGACCACCUCCUCCAUGGAGCCCGCCGAGAUGAUGAGGGAGAUCCGGAAGGUUCUGGACGCCAACAGCUGCGAUUACGAGCAGCGCGAACGCUUCCUGCUUUUCUGCGUCCACGGUGAUGCUCGCCAGGACAACCUGGUUCAAUGGGAGAUGGAGGUCUGCAAGCUGCCCCGCCUUUCACUCAAUGGCGUGCGCUUCAAGAGGAUAUCGGGAACGUCCAUCGCCUUUAAGAAUAUCGCCUGCAAAAUUGCCAAUGAGCUCAAACUGUGACAGCCGAUGGAGUCCCAGUCAGGCUUUGGUGAGCUGGUUACGGUCUCAUCUCAUCACUGGAUUAGUGUUGACUUCCAGGACAAAACUCAGCACUGAAGGUCCUCACCAUGCAGAAUCAGGGUGGACUCGGCUGGUAAAAGUGCAAUACUGGCCACGAAUGUACUGUACAGGGUAGUGGAUCAGAGAGAUCUCGCAAGGUUGAACCUUUGUGACGGAGAGACAGCAAAAACAGCUACCCCCCCCCCCCUUUUUUUUCUUCUUCCGUCCGGCUCGCUCAUCAGCCCACCGCUCCUCGUCAUAGGACACAUUCAUGUAACACAUGCAGUAUGCAACUGAAGAUGAACAUCCUGCAAUAAUGUUUUCAAUCUCUUUUUCUACAUGCCUACUACAAGAUCUACUCCCCUCGCUCAAUAACCAUUGAAAUUACUGAAGCUAAAAUAGCCGCUUUUCCACCUGUGUUAAGUCAGUAUAUAGAACAGGCUGGAGCCCAUACUAAAACUAUGUAAAAAGAGAAUUGUACUGUAUGCAUAACAUCUGCAGGUACUGUAUUGUAUAUUGAUUUUGCGUUCUGUACAGAAUUUUGUUGUCAAUACUGUCUUUUUUCAUGGAAUUUUAGUUCUUUCCUAAUAUAAUUGAUGUCUCUUAGAGCAUUAUCCUUUAAGUCUGUGAGUUUUUUAAUUUUUUUUCCCCUUUUUUUUUAAGAGCCACCAUAUGAAAAUAGUGUUUUUAAUUUUAUUUAAAGAGCACUAAAUUAUUUUGUGGAAUAUUAAGGGAUGUGUUCCCUUGCCUUUUAUGUUCUAUUUUAUUUGCCUACAGAAAAAACACUAAGUUGCACCACAUAGACUUGAGUAGUAACUUCGGUUAAAACUGAAAAAUGUGUUCACUUUAUUUUCUCUCAGCAGCAGGUAGGUGAUUUGGAGGCCCUGCUGCUCUUGCACAAGUUUUCCAGGGUGAUGUGUAUGAACAUGAGAGUAUGCACCUGUAUUUCUUUCAUGUUAGUUUGGUAGUCCUCAAUUACAAAAAAAGCAGGGUUUAAAUUGGUUUACUUUAGAAAGCAGAGGACAGGACAUCUUUGUCCAAAGGACUGAAGAUGCAUGAAAAGUCCAUCAAUCACCAUGAAAGAAGCAGUUUGUCUUGUGGAGCCUUUCUAAAGAGCCUGAUUUAGUCCUGCCACCAGUGUGAUUGUGCAGGUACUUGUGUAUCUCCUUGCUUGUGUUUUUCUUUUUUUUUUUUUUAAUUCAGAUUUUAUUGUAUUUAUUCCAUUACAUUGUAAUGUGCUGCUUUGUAGAAUUGAGGCGUGCACUUUG
Xiphias gladius (swordfish) is the source of this 3820-nucleotide messenger RNA. RefSeq names its product serine/threonine-protein kinase MARK1-like. The record is from RefSeq and is a predicted model, not a curated record. Gene Ontology annotation, molecular function: ATP binding; tau-protein kinase activity; protein serine/threonine kinase activity. The coding region runs from base 156 to 2513 and encodes 785 amino acids. Lineage: Eukaryota; Metazoa; Chordata; Actinopteri; Istiophoriformes; Xiphiidae. Gene Ontology annotation, biological process: protein phosphorylation; microtubule cytoskeleton organization; intracellular signal transduction. The transcript is spliced from 19 exons. Gene Ontology annotation, cellular component: cytoplasm.